Molecule: messenger RNA, 1899 nt
Organism: Drepanopeziza brunnea f. sp. 'multigermtubi' MB_m1
Lineage: Eukaryota; Fungi; Ascomycota; Leotiomycetes; Helotiales; Drepanopezizaceae
Source: RefSeq, a predicted model, not a curated record
AUGUCCACUGGUCCACCUAGCCUUGACGAAGGCGAGCCUCGGCGGAAGAGAGUCAGGAAAGGCACACGAAUCCUCACUCUGCUCGAGCAUCUUCUAACCGAUAGCAAAGGCAGACGAAGGAAGGUUCGAUGCCAACUAUGUUCCGACGACGUAGCAGUCUGCUCCGGUUGUCUAUCACGAGGUACGACAUUUCUCAGUCAAGAGUACGCAGAGGAACGAGAACCAUCGAGUAGGGCCCAGGUCAGAGAGAGACUGGGUAGGGUAGAGGCUCUUCUCGAAACUCUGCUUGGGAAAAUAUCAGCCUAUAAGGAAGAGGACGAAGCCCAAAAAAUGAUGACACCUAAGUCGAUUGGAAAUGAUGUCCUCACUCCGUCUGCAGUGUCAUCGUCGAACAUAAUGAAUACUAGCCCUCUCAUUUCCUUUUGUGAUUCCCCAGGGGUAAGCAUCGCAUAUAUUUCAAAGAACCAUGCCAUACAAAAGUCCGACACCGCGUCGACCGCAACUCUCAACCUUGCUGAUCUCGUGAAGACCCAUUCGACAACUAUUGCAAGAUCCUUACUUUUCAUCGCGAUUUGCUUACAACGACUUGAUCCCGAGUUUGACACAUCAAAGUUACACUUGAUACCAUCUCCGGAAGCGCGAAUGGAGAAGAUGAUUGUUACGGUGCAGGGACUAGUGACUUCGGAUGAUGAAAUAGUGAGCACACUCCAUGGGCUUGAGGCAUUGUUGCUCUUGGGAGUGUUCCAUAUCAAUGCCGGAAAUCCACGACGUGCGUGGUUGACUCUUUGGAGAGCUAUGAGUGUCGGUCAGUUAAUGGGUAAUCACAAAUCAGAGCCUACCUUAUCAGGGGGCAGACAGAUGUGGUUUCAGAUCACUCAAGCGGACAGGUAUCUUGGUUCUAAUAUGACUCCAGCGCUUUUCUUGGGGCAUCCAGCUGGAUCUGAGAACUCCGAUUACACGGCAGAAGAGACAUUCGAGAAUCCGAAUACCGAUAAAGAUCUCCUGAUGCCAGUCUCUUGGUGGGCGAUGCCCGAUAAAGUCGUGAACGAUCGAUCUUCCGAAGCAGCUUUCACAUUCGACAAACUGAUGACCCAGAUCUGGUAUUUCCAGCUGGAAGCACUGCUUCACCUCCCAUGCAUGCUCAAAGUCAGGCGCCGCUAUGACUACAGCAAGUUUAGCUGUCUAAUGGCCUCUCGCGAGAUGAUGUGGCGUUACCUUGCCCUUCGCAGCGCAGAGAACAGAUCUUCCUGCUGUAAGGUGGUUGAUUUCUCUGCACUAACCGCGACAGUAACCCUCUUUCUUGGUCUUCUGGAACCAGUCAUUGGGCCAGAAAGCCAAGAUAGGAAGAGUGAUAGGAAUUUUAUUCAAACGGUCCUUGAAUCAAUGGAAGCGCUAUCUCAAAGGGGCAGAGAUUUUGUUGCUACUCAGAGCGCCAGCGUCAUCAAGAGUUUGUUGGCGGUGGAUAGUAGGUCCGACCAAAGUCAUGGCAACCUCAAGCUCACAAUCCCUUACUUUGGCACGAUCAGCAUCGUACGCCCGAAUCCAAUAAUACCGAUCCCACCGAGCCCACCUGCCACGGCUCUCCCCUACAUUUUACCAUCUGAAUCCCAGGCCCAAAAUCAGCCUCACCAGCUACAGCAGCCGCACACCCUCACGAUGGAUCACAAUCAAUCUCCGCCGCGAGACCAACGAUGGCCAACCCAUAAUUCUGUUCCACAGAACUCAAUGAGCCAGAGACCGCACAGCCUGCCGCUGGUAUCAUUCACAGGCUCUCAAUUUCCUCCCAUGCCACCCAAAGAGCCGCAAGAGGUCCAGGAUUGGGGGUUGCCACAGGAGAUGGAUACGCUAUUCUUUGACAGUUUGCUAAACACGGAUCUCGAGGGUAAUUGGAUCUUCUGA